AUGCUAAGAGAUAGGUUUGCUUCAGUUGACCCACAUCGGUGCUUCAUUCGCAACAUAUUCCGGAGUCACGAAGACGGGACAUUCUUCUCAUAUCCGUACUGCAAAGUUCGACAAGAUGUAUAUAUGGCUCAGCUAACAGCUCGAACCGUUUUAUCGACACUAAGUAAGCGUACACUACUUCCAAGCGCGGUUGCUGGACAUCGAAAUCUAGCCACUGAAGCGUCACCAGAGGAUUAUGGUUACUAUCCCGAUCCACUAGAGCACGCGACUGGACGUGAAAAGAAAAUGCUUUUGGCACGUCUUGCUGGAGACGAUCGCUACGAACCAAAAGUCUACUAUCGAGCUGAGAAUUCGACAAAGGAAAGACCCAACUUGAUACCUCAGCAAGCUUGCCCAGUUGAGCGGAUUAUUAGAAUGAAGAGUUGUAAAAAGCGAUACACGAGUGGACAUUGGUGGAUCCGUACACCAAAGGCAGUGCUUGAAGAAAACAACAACAGUGCGUAUGUUGAACUUCAUGCUGCAUAA
Cylicocyclus nassatus is the source of this 525-nucleotide messenger RNA. The record is from the annotation of a GenBank genome assembly. NCBI's taxonomy places the organism in Eukaryota, Metazoa, Nematoda, Chromadorea, Rhabditida, Strongylidae.